Molecule: messenger RNA, 879 nt
Organism: Cyclocybe aegerita
Lineage: Eukaryota; Fungi; Basidiomycota; Agaricomycetes; Agaricales; Hemipholiotaceae
Source: the annotation of a GenBank genome assembly
AUGUUCUACAUUAUCGGACUUGGACUCUGCGACGAGCAGGAUAUCACCCUGCGGGGCCUCCAAGCCAUCAAGAAUUCCUCUCGCGUCUAUCUGGAAGCGUACACGAGCAUUCUAAUGAUAGAAAAGGAACGCUUGGAAGCCUUUUACGAGAAGCCGUUGAUCUUGGCCGAUCGCGACAUGGUGGAAACACAGUCCGAUGAGAUCCUACGCGGGGCCGAGAAGGACGAUGUGGCGCUCCUCGUAGUCGGUGACCCCUUUGGGGCAACUACGCAUACGGAUAUUCUGCUGCGGGCUCGGGCGCUGAAGAUCCCCACUCGGGUGAUCCACAACGCAUCCAUUAUGAAUGCCGUGGGCGCUUGUGGGCUCCAGCUAUACAAUUUCGGGCAAACGGUCUCUCUCGUGUUCUUCACGGACACAUGGAAGCCGGACAGCUUUUAUGAUCGCGUCAAGGAGAACGCCGAUCUCGGGAUGCACACCCUCGUCCUGCUCGACAUCAAGGUCAAGGAACAGAGCGAAGAGAACCUCGCCAGGGGUCGGAAGAUAUACGAACCACCCAGAUACAUGUCGAUACCGACCGCUGUCUCGCAGCUCCUCGAGACGGAGGAAGCCCGUAAGGAAGGUAUCCUGGCUGCGGACUCGACGCUGGCGAUCGCUUUGUCACGAGUGGGCGGUGGUGCAGACAACGAAAGAAUCGUAGCCGGUACACUUCGCGAGCUCCUAGAGCACCCCGUGGAGAACUACGGUGACCCCUUGCACAGCCUAGUAAUUGUAGGAAAGCGCUUGCACCAUCUAGAGGUCGAUUUCGCCGAAACGUUCGCAAUCAACCCCACGACAUGGCGAAGCGUGGCUAAAGAUGUGUACAAGUGCAGCCUCGAGUAA